Messenger RNA from Prunus avium (sweet cherry), 3172 nucleotides. NCBI's taxonomy places the organism in Eukaryota, Viridiplantae, Streptophyta, Magnoliopsida, Rosales, Rosaceae. The record is from RefSeq and is a predicted model, not a curated record.
UUGGCGAAAAAAAAGUAUUGAACACCGAACCUAAGCUCAGUCGCGCGAAGAAGGUUCAAAAACGAGGUUGCAGAAGGAGGUGAACCAUUUUGGGUGGCCGAUCGACGAAUUGAAGGUGUUGAUGGAUUCGGACAAUGCAGAUGUGAAGAAUCUGAUUGAGGAAUUUGGGAACGAUUUGCAUCUGAUUUGAAGAAUCGGAUUCAGGAAGCUGAUGAAAUCUGGGAAUUGUAAGUGUAAUGAAGAAUAGUGAGAGUGUAGACCACUGAUGGCCAAAGAAUAGAGAAGCUACUAUAGUCUAUAAUAUCUUCUUACAAACUAUAUAACAUUGUUCUUCUAAGACAUCAACUCCUUGCUUCUUUCUAUGUUAAACCAUCUCCACCAUGCACUAAGGCACUUUCAUUUGGUUCCGCUACUCUCAUGCAGAAAACAUUAUUACACUCCAAGCCAGAUCUUGUCUUUCUCUACCACCACAACGCCGUGCACACAUGCCUCACCAACUUACCCUCAUACCGACCUCCUCACACUCAGCUCCAAUGUCCAAACCCUUCACCAAACCAAGCAAGUCCAUGCUUCUGCUCUCCUCAAUGGUUUACUUCCCCACAGUGUCUCUCUCUGCGCCUCCCUCAUGCUCAGUUACGCCACUUUCAAAUGCCCGGAAACCUCUCACCAUCUCUUCGAACAAACAGUUCAUCGUUGUUGCACUGCAUUCUUGUGGAACAGCCUCAUACGGGCUUAUUCCAUUGCUCAAGUUAAUGAUAAUUUUCAGACUUACAAUCGAAUGGUUCGAAGCGGUGUUGGACUCGAUGAUCAUACUUUUCCUUUCGUUCUCAAAGCAUGUUCAGACCUUUUGGAGGUAAAAAAAGGGAUGGAGAUUCAUGGGGUUGUGUUUAAAGUGGGCUUUGAUUUUGAUGUUUUCGUUGGAAAUACACUUUUAAUGUUAUAUGGUAGUUGUGGGGAUAUGAGAGAUGCAAAGAGGGUGUUUGAUGAAAUGCGUGAAAGGGAUGUUGUCUCAUGGAAUACGAUUAUUGGAGUGUUUACAGCCAAUGGGUUUUUCGUGCAGGCACUUCAUUAUUAUAGAGAGAUGAAUUUGGGAAUUGGGUUUAAGCCAAAUCUUGUUAGUGUCAUUAGUGUGUUGCCGGUUUGUGCAGAGUUGGAAGAUGAGCGGAUGGCAAUCCAGAUUCAUUGCUAUGUUGUGAAGGCCGGUUUGGAUCUUCUGGUCACUACUGGAAAUGCAUUGGUUGAUGUGUAUGGGAAAUGUGGGAAUGUGAACGCUUCAAAACAAGUUUUUGGUGAGAUGAUUCAGAAGAAUGAGGUUUCUUGGAAUGCUGCUAUCACUAGUCUCUCUUACAUGGGGCAUAACAUGGAAGCCUUGGCUACAUUUAGAUGGAUGAUUGAUGUAGGGGUGAAACCAAACUCUGUCACAAUUUCUAGCAUGCUACCAGUGUUGGUUGAACUUGCAUUUUUUAGAGUUGGCAAAGAACUCCAUGGUUUCAGUAUAAGAAUGGGUAUUGAAUCGGAUGUCUUCAUUGCCAACUCACUAAUUGAUAUGUAUGCAAAAUCAGGCCGUUCAAAUGUGGCAUCCAAUGUUUUCCAAGAGAUGGAUAAAAGGAAUAUUGUUUCCUGGAAUGCUAUGAUUGCUAAUUUUGGUCAAAACAGGCUUGAGUUGGAAGCCAUUGGACUUGUGAGACAAAUGCAAGGUCAUGGUGAAAUUCCCAACUCUGUCACCUUCACAAAUCUUCUUCCAGCGUGUACUCGGUUGGGUUCCCUUCGUCAUGGAAAAGAAAUCCAUGCAAGGACAGUCCGCAUGCUAUAUGCCUCCGAUUUGUUUGUCUCCAAUGCUCUGACAGACAUGUACGCAAAAUGUGGCCGGCUAGAUGUUGCUCGGAAUGUAUUUAACAUCUCCCUUAGGGAUGAGGUGUCUUAUAAUAUACUAAUAAUUGGCUAUUCUCAAACUAUGGAUUGCUUAGAGUCUCUGAAUUUGUUUUCUGAAAUGAAGCUUGUGGGAAUGAUUCAUGACAUUGUUUCCUUUGUGGGAGUUUUAACUGCUUGUGCAAAUGUAACUGCAAUCAAGCAAGGCAAAGAGAUUCAUGGGUCGUUAGUAAGAAAGCUUUUCCAUACUCAUCUAUUUGUUGCAAACUCACUUUUGGAUUUUUAUACCAAAUGUGGACGAAUUGAUCUUGCUGCUAAGGUCUUUGACCGCAUUCCAAGCAAGGAUGUAGCCUCUUGGAAUACUAUGAUUUUGGGGUAUGGAAUGCUAGGUGAGCUUAACACUGCAAUCAGUCUUUUUGAAGCAAUGAGGGAAGACGGUGUAGAAUAUGAUUCAGUUUCCUAUAUUGCAGUUUUGUCAUCUUGUAGUCAUGGAGGGCUGGUUGAGAAGGGGAAAAAAUAUUUUGAGGGAAUGCAGGCACUGAAUAUAGAGCCGACAGAAAAGCACUAUGCUUGCAUGGUUGAUCUCCUUGGCCGAGCUGGCCUUAUGGAAGAAGCAGUAGAGCUUAUUAAAGGCAUGCCCACUGUACCAGAUGCCAAUAUUUGGGGUGCCUUGCUUGGAGCAUGCCGAAUCCAUGGGAACGUAGAGUUGGCUAGUUGGGCAGCAGACCAUUUGUUCAGGUUGAACCCUGAGCAUUGUGGGUACUAUAUACUUCUUUCAAACAUGUAUGCAGAAGCAGGGAGAUGGGAUGAGGUAAACAGGGUGAGGGAACUGAUGAAAUCAAGAGGAGUGAAGAAGAACCGUGCUUGCAGUUGGGUUCAGGUUCAGGACCAGGUGCAUGCUUUUGUAGUUGGAGAGACUCUGGAGACAUUAAAUUCAGAUAGUUGGAUCGCAGAAUCUUAAUAUGUUUUUGACAUUCAAAUUAAAGUUUGACGGAUUGUGCUGAGAGGAUAGCAAUUUAAACUUUCAAAAAGGAGUUCAAUUCCAUCCAAUGGAUAUUGGCAGAUUGAAGGUGCUUCAUCAGCUCCACCUCAAAAAAUCAACAUCCAAAAUUUUGUGGGAUCACACACUUAAGAGACAGAGAGAGAAAGAAUGGCGACUCUUAGAGUACCAUAUGUGGUUCCUUCUCCAGUGGAAGAUGCUGAACAACUUCGGAAAGCUUUUGAAGGAUGGGGGACAAAUGAGGCGUUGAUCAUAUCGAUAUUGACUCACAGGAAUGCAGCUCAGAGAAAAUUAAUUCAGCAG